AAAAACAAAAAACAGGAUUUUGCACACUUUAUAAACUUUUGCGUUUAUUGAUUUUAUUUUGAACAACACCAUGGGCGAUGAACUCGGGAGUGAGUCACCGAACGAAGAACUGAGGAUCUGCACUCCAUCUCACCCCCUGCCUUUGGAAAUCCAGCAGAUGGAGCAGGAGGAGACGACCUGCCGUUACUGCGGAGUGAGCUACCUGAUCCUGCACGAGUUCCAGCGGCUGCAGGAGCGUCUGAGGGAGACGGAGAGAGAGCUGGAGAGAGAGCGAGGGAGCAGAGAGGAGCUGCAGAGAUCACGGGGUCAGCUGGACCAGCUGAGGGCGGCCAAUCAGAUUUAUACUGACAGGUUUAUUCUGACUACAUAAAACGUGAUGUGAAAGAAAAGAGAGAUGAAAAGGACACGUGAAGGGCCUGUUCCUGGAAAGAGGGAGCGAGAGGAGGAAGGACAUACAGAAACAGAGACAUUUAUAGAGAAGGUGGAGAAGAAGAAGUGGAAAGACAGACAGUAAGCGGAAGAGAUGGAAAUAGAUGCGGAUAUGGACAUGAGGCUGGAAAAGGACAGAGACGAAAGGAGAGACGGAGAUGUUGGACAGAGACAGAACGAGAUUCAGAGAGAGAUAGAGGGAGACGGAGAUGGGGAGGCAGAAAAGGAAGGGUGGAGAGACAGGAAGACAAAGAGAGACAGAGAGAGAGAAAUAAACAGACUUCCAUCCAGUUGAGUUGUCUUCCGUGGUUCUUCCAGGACUCGUGCUGUUGCUGAGCUCGUCGAUUCAUUUUUUCUUAUCGACAAACCGUUUUGACCUGGCUCGCUGUUUUUCCGUCUUAAAGCGAACGUUUGUUUUGUAAAAUAUUACUGAUUUCCAACACUUUAUUCAUAUUUCUGCGUAAAAAAAACAACUCGAAACAUUUAGAAAACACAUGUAAAUAAAGUAAAAUAUGAAAUAAAUAGACAUUAAACC
Clarias gariepinus (North African catfish) is the source of this 964-nucleotide messenger RNA. RefSeq names its product protein LEKR1-like. The record is from RefSeq and is a predicted model, not a curated record. NCBI's taxonomy places the organism in Eukaryota, Metazoa, Chordata, Actinopteri, Siluriformes, Clariidae. The transcript has 4 exons. Bases 71 to 370 code for a protein of 99 amino acids.